AUGAGUGCUUCACGUCUAGCUGUUCUCAUCGAUUUGUCGGGUACACUUCAUAUUGAAGAUGUGUGCAUUCCGGGCGCUGUCGCAGCGUUACAACAUCUCAGGGAAAUUCCAAAUUGCAGAUUGAAAUUUGUCACCAAUACAACGAAAGAAUCAUCAAGUCGUCUUCACGAACGACUGCAGAAACUCGGUUUCCAAAUCGCUCCAAGCGAAGUGUUCACGUCGUUGUCUGCAGCGAAAUGUUUAAUUGAGAGAGAACACCUUCGACCAUUGUUGUUUCUCGAGGACGUUGCACUGGAAGAUUUCAAAGACAUUGAUCAAACGAACCCAAAUGCCGUGGUUGUCGGUCUUGCACCGUCGCGUUUCCAGUUCGACAACUUGAAUAAAGCAUUUCGAUUGCUAUUGGAUGGUGCAAAACUGAUAGCCAUCCAUAAAGGUCGCUAUUAUAAACGUAAAGAUGGACUCAGCUUGGGUCCAGGUCCGUUUGUUGAAGCCCUUCAGUUCGCCGCUGAUGUUAAGGCUGACGUUGUUGGAAAACCGGAACGAAAUUUCUUUCUGUCGGCUUUGGAAAGCUUAGAUGAUGGCAAAAUACCGGCAUCGGACGCGGUGAUGAUCGGUGACGAUGCGCGCGAUGAUGCGUUGGGAUCUAUUCAUGCCGGAAUGCAUGCGAUACUUGUAAAAACCGGCAAAUAUCGGCCUGGUUAG
Anisakis simplex (herring worm) is the source of this 702-nucleotide messenger RNA. Lineage: Eukaryota; Metazoa; Nematoda; Chromadorea; Rhabditida; Anisakidae. The record is from the annotation of a GenBank genome assembly.